UUGAGUUAGGAAUGGUACCAGGUACGUUCACGCGCGCGUGAGGGUCGAAAUGAAGAAAAUCCGAAUGUGCGACUAGCGAGUGUAUUUUGUGCAUUGGAGGAAAACUUGUGAUAAAAACGUGGAAUGAAGUACUAAACAACAAAGCUGUGGAGGUCCUUCUGGCCUGAGCAAUGGCAUAUUGCAGACGUCUCUGCACCCGUCUGUGUCUGGCGUGCUCCUCCCAAAAAUGCCUCCGGUUUCUGCUCAUCCUCCUCGUAGUGAUCGGAGCUUCCAUCUACUACAACCUCUUCUUUUUCUUGACUACCAAUUACUUGGAAGACAGAGACUUCGUAGGUGUGGACAAGUGCCCCGCCUGCUACGGUACAAGUAUGUGUCAUGAAUUCAACCAUGGGCAUCUCAGUUUGUCCUCCUACUCCCGCAUGCGUUUCUUAGACAUCGUCAACGUCAAGAAUGUCUAUUUUGGCUGGCACAAUGAGAAGAACAUUGACGUCAUCUUAAAGCGUCUAGGCCACGACACUGAACUCGCAAGCUUCGACGCCAACUUGUGCAAAAACGCCGGUGCCGGUCAAGACUGUGACGUCGCCAAGAGUAUUUUUCAGACCAAAUUUUCGCGGGUUUUAGAGACUACAUCGUUAGAGGUGGCGCACGUGGAAGGGUUAUCUGAUGUGGUCCGUUGUCCCUCAGAACGUCUUUUGGAGAGGAUUUUGAUGAUGUACAGAGAUCACGUUCCUGGGCAGAGUUUAUCCAAAGACCAUAAACUGAUGCUUAUGACUAUGCUGUCUGUCAAUCCAGAACCCAUUAUAUACACGAUAUUCCCCCAUUCCGAGGGUUGGCCAUUCCCACAGUACUACGGCGCUUGUGGUCGGCUCAUCGUAGAGGAAUAUGUAGGAAAAACUUUAGGAAGUUAUUUUCACUCGGACUGGUCGACACGACUGGAUCUUGCCUAUCAAGUAAUGAAAAUAGCAGAGCAGCUGACCAACAACGAUCUUGAGUAUGCUCUGUACAUGACGGAUGUCUCCUUUGAUAACUUUGCAGUCAACAAAGACGGAAGAGUUCUUGUCAUUGAUGCCGAAAAUAUUAUUGUCGUCGACAAGCGUAAAAUAAAAACAGAUGCGAAGCCGUCAUGGAAUGAACGCCACCAGUCCUUCCACGAUGAAUGCAAGAGCCAUCCAGGCUGCCUAUCCUUCUCCUCCGAGCUUCUCUGUAAACGUCACAGCAGUGACCAUAACUACUACGCCACAUGCCAUGGACUGCUUGCCAAAAAUUCUGAGUGGGCCGGCACCAAAGGAGGCCUUCUUCACGACCCGCCCGCCGACCUGCCGGAACGGGAACAGCUAAACACCCUCAUAGCUGAGUGUGAGAAACCCAGCCAGCGAAACGGCCGUUACGAUGCCAUGCAGCAACUCUUACAACUUCUGUCUGAGCUAACAGACGGGAGCUAGUCCUUGGAAUAAACAGCAGGGACAAGAUCAUCUUCAGGUCCAUAUCUCCUCAAUUGUUCUUUUUUUUUGCCUUAGGUUGUGUUUUAAUUUUUUCGAGAAAUAUUUUCAAAUUUUAAUUAGCGCAAAAUUAAUGCUAUAUGAAAAUUGUUAUGAAAUCAAGUGCAAUCAUAUAAGUUAAAUUCAUUUCUAUCAUUAUUGCUUAUUGGACAUUUUUGUUGGGCACUUGCUGUGUAUAUUGUGCAUGUGUUUUUUUUCCUAUUUGUAUUUGGCCUCCAGGAUUCUCUUUAUUGUAAUAAGCAUCAUUAAACCUGUUCUAUGUCGCCAUUA
This is a messenger RNA of Patiria miniata (bat star), 1769 nucleotides long. It is a transcript of the gene dipk2a, whose product is annotated as divergent protein kinase domain 2A-like. The record is from RefSeq and is a predicted model, not a curated record. NCBI's taxonomy places the organism in Eukaryota, Metazoa, Echinodermata, Asteroidea, Valvatida, Asterinidae. The transcript has 6 exons. Bases 171 to 1442 code for a protein of 423 amino acids.